Molecule: messenger RNA, 2544 nt
Organism: Komagataella phaffii GS115
Lineage: Eukaryota; Fungi; Ascomycota; Pichiomycetes; Pichiales; Pichiaceae
Product: Subunit of the core complex of translation initiation factor 3(eIF3)
Exons: 1
Coding region: 1-2544 (847 amino acids)
Biological process (GO): translation reinitiation; formation of cytoplasmic translation initiation complex
Cellular component (GO): eukaryotic translation initiation factor 3 complex, eIF3m; eukaryotic translation initiation factor 3 complex, eIF3e; multi-eIF complex
Molecular function (GO): translation initiation factor activity; mRNA binding
Source: RefSeq, a predicted model, not a curated record
AUGGCUCCAAACUACAACCAUUAUAACUUCCGUCCUGAGAAUAUCCUCAAGAGAGCAGAGGACUUGAUUCAGGUAGAUCAGUCUGAUGCGGCUUUAGAGACCAUCUACGAAUUCUUCACCUCCAAAAGGGUUAGAACUGGGCAAGUUUCCGAAUUCGAACCAAUCGCCCUUUUGUUCGUCAAACUGUCUGUUGAUCUGCGUAAUGGUAAGCUGAUCAAGGAUGGUCUGCAUCAAUACAAGAGAAUAGUUCAAAACAGCGAAAAUGGUUUUCAAUCAGUAGAAACUGUUGUCAAGAAAUUUCUACAAUUAGCUGAAGAGAAGUUGGUCAACGCUCAAGAAAAAGCCGAUGAUCUUGCCGCCGAUGAAGAAGAUGAUGAAGAUCAAGAUGUCUCUCCUGAAGCCAUUUUGCUAUCUGCCGUCUCCACAGAUGAUACAAAGGGCAGAUCGGAUAGAGCGUUGGUGAACCCUUGGAUCAGAUUCUUAUGGGAAUCCUACAGAUCUGUUUUGGAUGUUCUACGAAAUAACAAAAACCUGGAGGUUUUUUAUUCUGUUGUUGCCCAACAGGCUUUCCAGUUCUGUUUGAAGUAUCAACGAAAGAAUGAGUUCAGAAAGUUGAGUGAAAUCUUAAGAUACCACCUUCUCGGUGUCCAGCCACAACAAGGUAUAGUGAAGAACGACUACAAUGUAGACUUGAAUGACCCAGAAACUUUAAAGAGGUCCCUGGAUUUACGUUUCCAGCAAUUGAACGUUUCUGUCAAGCUGGAACUGUGGCAGGAUGCCUUUAAAUCUGUCUCAGACGUUCAUAACUUGAUGACUGUAUCGAAACGCCAGCCUAACCCCGCCAUGAUGGUCAGCUACUACGAAAACAUGGCUAAAAUAUUUGCUGUGAGUGACAACCUGUUGUUCCAUGCUGCAGCUUGGAGAAAGUUCUUUAACCUGUUUUCCCAAUCACCAUUUGCUACCAAAGAACAACUGAACCAUUACAGUUCUAUUUAUCUUUUGGCAGCUUUGUCGGUUCCUGACGAAAUUAGCAGUGAAGAAUCUGCUAGCAGCUCUCUCAAGUUAGCAUCUCUUUUGAACUCUUCUACCAUUCCAUCCAGAGAAUACAUUUUGCAAAACCUGGUAAGCAGAAAGAUCCUGCAACAUGUUGACGAAGAACUUUUACAACUAUACAAUUACCUGGAAGUCGAUUUCAAUUUGAUAACCUUGAAACAAAGAAUUGCUCCAAUUUUGAGCAAGAUUGAAAGCAACGAUAGCUACAAAGCCUACGUGAAACCUUUAUCUCAAAUUCUUCUGCGCAAGUUAAUUAGGGCUGUUGGUGAUGUUUACGACACGAUCAAGUUAGAGUACCUAGUGGCUCUUGCAACUUUCGAAGGUUCCUUCAAGUUGUCCCCACAGGAAGUUGAAGAUGUUGUAUUGGACGUUGCCCGAGAAGGAGCUAUCCAUGUUAAAAUCAACCAUGACAGUAAGAUAGUGACAUUCAAGUGGAAUCCAUUUGACGAACUUGAUCUGGCUGAUUCCAAAAAAUCUUCAUUGUCGCCUGCCAAUCUGAUUCGUUAUCAACUGAGUGCUUUAGCAGAAACGCUCUCAGUUGCUGUCGACCGCACCAAGGGUGGUGCUUUGGAAGUUGAAAAGGCAAAGUCUCACUCUUUGGUAGAGGAAAGAAUCAACUCUCAAUUUCCUUCCGAGCAUAAGGAAAUUUCAUCUCGUCAUGAAGUCCUAGGAGAAAGAGCCAAACAAUUGAAGGCUAGGGAAGAAGAGAGAAAGGCUCAAGAAGCCAAAUUGGAGCAAGAAAGACUGUUGGCUGAAAAGAAGGCUCAAGAGGAGCGUGCUGAGGCUGAGGCCCUGAGAAAACAGGAGGAGAUGCUCAAAUUAGAGCGUGAAAAGAUCAUCAUGAGCGAGAAGAAGAAGGUAGCUGAUGAAAUCAAUAAGAAGGGAAUUAUCAAGGUCACAGAUGAACAGCUGAAGGAAAUGUCUGCCAAUGACCUGAAGGCUUUACAAUUGCAACAAUUGUCAAAGGAUAAAGAACAAUUGGACAUCAUGCUUAGAUCGCUAUCCAAAAAGUCUGACUACUUAGAAAGAGCAUUAAGAAAGUACGAGGCUCCAUUGCUUGUUAAGAAGCUGGAGGAGAAAGAGGCUGAGGAUGAGGCUGCUGCUGAGCUCAUCAAAAAGGAGAUUGUUUCUAAGGCCAAGGAAGCUCAUGACCGUAAGGUCGAGACCCAUAACAGGCUAAAGAGAAUGGAAGGAGAGUUCGGUCAAUUUGUUGGUGAGCUCAGAAGGGAAUUCUUGGAUGCUAAGAGGGAUAAAGCAAGGCAGGCACUAGAGAAAGCAAAGCAAGAGCGUAUUGCCGAAGUUAUUGCUGAGAGAAAGAAGGAAAUAGCUGAAGAGGCAUCUCGUAAAGCUGCUGAGGAGGCUCGCAAAGUCGCCGAAGAGUCUCGUAGAGUCGCUGAGGAGGCACGCAAGGCUGCUGAAGCUGAGGCUGCCAAGCCUAAACCAAUGACCUUUGCCCAAAAGAUGGCACUAAAGCGUCAAGGAAGAAUAUAA